Anisakis simplex (herring worm) is the source of this 1224-nucleotide messenger RNA. NCBI's taxonomy places the organism in Eukaryota, Metazoa, Nematoda, Chromadorea, Rhabditida, Anisakidae. The record is from the annotation of a GenBank genome assembly.
AUGCCUUUCGCUCUCACGAGUUUCUUUCCGAAUCCGGCUGAUAUGCCGAAGCUGAAGGCAAUCUUCUUUGCUGAAUUUGAUGCCGAAAAAGGACCAGUUAUAAGAUUUCAGGUGCCAGAAGUGAUAUUUGAUGCGAAGAAAUUCGAUACGUUCUCUAGUGCAAUAAUCCCGAAAUCUGAAUUAUUUCAACGACUCAUUAAAGUGAAUCAUAUUGAAAAUACGGAUGGAAAGAUUUACAAAGUGAUGGGACAUCCGGUCGGAAUUGAAGCUGACAUUUAUCCACGCGGACGAUACAUAUUUAAUUUAUGUUUCGUGGUCGAUAAAAGCAGUAAGGUUGACUGCCUGUAUGAGCCAAUGGUACAGAAGUGUGCUGCGUAUUUGACACAACUUGAAACGGAAAAUCAAUUUUUGUCGAAAUGUAAGCACAGAAUGCCGCAGUUGAUGCAAAACAUCUUCGACGGCCUUAACACACAAGGUGAAUGCAAAAUCCCGGUCACCGAUGGUGCCACAAUUUAUUUGAAGUUGUGUCCAUCAUUUCAUGGAAUCGAACCACCGAAAGUAAGUCCUUACAUGGUACCAAUGUUCACACGUGUACCACCUCCUAAGACGCCUGAUCACCUACCAAAAAUGGAUGUCCUCUCUCAGAAGAUCUGUCCGAAAAUUGAUGGUGUUCGUUGUAUAAAAGAUAUCGCUCUGUUGGUUCAGAUAGACUCAGAUUUAGUGGCGAGAUGUGUUCGUAAUUUACAUUUUUAUGGAUGCGUUACUCUGUUACCGCUUUUUAUGUAUUCGAAUAGUUAUGUGGCCAAAGAACAAUUACAUCAGUUCUACUUAAACGCAGAUGCCAUUCAGGAAUGUUUGGAGUUCGUUGGACCACGCAAUAAAGAAGGACAUGCAGUCACUCCGAAACCACUUUUCUCAGACGUCUUUAGACUUUACACUAGUUUACGGAUAGGUAUCACAAUGAAGGAAUGGUGUGAACGUCAGUCACCUCGGCAAUAUAAUGUAGACGAAAGACGAUUCGUUCAGUUCGGUGUGUUUCACGGGUUUGUUCGAAAGCUUAGCAUCUAUCCUGUGGCGUUGAGACAAGGCGAUAACAGAAGGAUAGCCAAAUUAUGUGAUGGUUCGCGGUCAUUAGAGGAUCUUGCAGUUAUCUACACAAUAUCACCACUGAAACUUCAUACACUCCUUCAGAAUGAUACGAAUUUUGUUUUUAUUUCUAAAUGA